Messenger RNA from Ornithodoros turicata, 3147 nucleotides. RefSeq lists its product as uncharacterized. The transcript has 3 exons. Lineage: Eukaryota; Metazoa; Arthropoda; Arachnida; Ixodida; Argasidae. Gene Ontology annotation, molecular function: nucleic acid binding. Bases 1 to 3147 code for a protein of 1048 amino acids. The record is from RefSeq and is a predicted model, not a curated record.
AUGGUGUCAGAAGUGUCCUUCGUCCCACGUUUCGAACGCCGAUAUUAUGGAAGGCCUGCGAGCUCCAGCAGGACUGAGUUUCGCAGCCGGGGGCAGCAAAAUCAUCGGGACGCUCUGACGCUCAAAAAGGUAGCGUUGCUUCUUCACGUAGCGGGAGAAGAGGCACAAGAAGUGUAUCAAACUUUUGACCUUCCGGAAGGCACAUCAUUUAACGAGGCGCUCCGGAAGUUCGAGGAUUAUUGCAUACCUAAGAAGAAUGAGACCUACGAAAGGUAUAAGUUCAGGAUACGAAUUCAGGAGGAGGGUGAGACUUUGGAAGCUUUCUAUCGCGAUUUACGCAUUCAAGCAAAGUCAUGUGCAUUUGCUACGUUGGAAGAUUCAAUGAUCCGAGAUCAAAUUGUUUAUGGAAUUACAAACAAGAAACUGCGCCAACGGCUCCUCAGAGAGACUGACUUAAGCAUGGAUAAGGCAGUUACUAUGUGCCGAGCGAGUGAAAUAGAGACACUUCGCAGCCUCACGUUCGAAGAAAAAGAGAAGGGGGUUGACAAGGUAAAUGCAACGCGGAACUGGACCCGAGAACAACACAGUGACCGGGGUGCGGAUCGUCGGUGCGGGAACUGCAACUUCGUUCAUCGUCAUGGCACCUGCCCUGCUUUUGGAAAGAUUUGUCGACGUUGCCAGAAGUACAACCACUUUGCUUCCUGCUGCCGAGCAGCAGUGAAUGACAUAAGUGCCGCACCUGUUGAGGACAGCAUAGAGGAGUUUUCCGUCCUCGAGAUCGGCAGCUGCACAUCGCAAGGGCCAAACUGGAUCAUCUCAGCACAUGUAUCCGGACAUCCUAUUUCCUUUAAGGUUGACACCGGAGCACAGGCUAAUUUGCUGCCGAGAUCCUGGGUGCAGCGAAAUGUGCCCAGGGCCGAAGUUCGGCAUACCAGCGCGAGACUACGAAGUUACAGCGGAGGAGUAAUCGCACACUGUGGGGUCACUACGCUGCAGAUGGCAUAUAAUGGGAAUACGGAUCCCGUGCAGUUCUUUGUUGUAAAAAAAGCGCGGACACCAAUCCUCGACCUCUCAGCAUGUGAACAAUUCAAACUCAUCAGCCGAGUUGGCGCUGUGCUUCACAUGACUGACGAAGGAAGAAAGAUGUUGAACGACUUCCCCCGUGUUUUCCGGGGCCUAGGAUGCGUCAACCGAACGUACAAAAUGGAGCUUAAAGAAGGGACGGUUCCUGUGGUACAGCCAGCUCGUCGAAUACCGCAUGCUCUUCGACGACCGGUAGAACAGGAGCUUCACCGCCUGGUUGACGCAGGAAUCCUAAGGAAGGCCGACGGCCCAACUGACUGGGUUAGUCCAAUGGUCAUAGCACGAAAGAAGAACGGACAGCUGCGACUUUGCCUGGACCCGAGGCGCAUAAAUGAGCACUUAAAACGGGAACACUAUCAGUUACCAAAACGAGAGGACAUCCAAGCGGAACUUGCCGAUGCGCGGGUUUUUUCCACCUUAGACGCCAAUUCGGGAUAUCACCAGAUUCCCUCGACGAAGAAACCGCCAAGAUUUGUACUAUGGGCACGGCGUUUGGACGAUAUCACUACCUCAGGCUCCCGUUUUGUAUAUCAUCAGCCCCCGAAGUUUUUCAUGGCCAACAUAUUUGAAGGACUACUCGGUGUUAGAGUCUACAUCGACGACAUUCUAGUCUGGGGUAAGACGCAGCAGGAACACAACGAACGCUUACGCGCGGUACUGAUUCGGGCACAGGAGCAGCACCUGACACUUAAUCUGGAAAAAUGCAAUUUUUCCAGAACGGAAGUAGAAUUUCUGGGUGACGUCAUCUCCAGCGAGGGGAUAAGACCCAGUCCGCAGCUCAUCAGCAGUGUACAAGAGUUUUCGCACCCAACUGACAAGAAACAACUACAUCGAUUUCUAGGACUGAUAAACUACUUUGGAAAGUACAUACCAGACCUAGCUACAAAAACAGAACAACUGAGAGCCCUGCUCCGGGAAGACAGCAUUUUCGAAUGGAGCCCAGCGACUCAGAAAGAAUGGUCGCAUCUUAAGCAAGCACUCACAACGGCCCCUCUCCUAGCUCUGUUUGACCUGCACAAGCCCACUAAGGUGGCCACCGAUGCAUCGAGGGUAGGCCUGGGAGCACCACCCUUUCAGAAACAUCAACAGGGAUGGCGUCCAGUGGCUUAUGCUUCUCGGGUACUGUCUGAAUCAGAAACCCGCUAUUCCCAGAUAGAAAAGGAAGCACUUGGAAUUGUAUUCGGCAUGGAAAAGUUCCACGACUUCGUCUACGGCAGACAGAUACUGGUGGAGACGGACCAUAGACCACUGUUAGCAAUUUCGAAGAAGGCCAUCGGCGAUAUGCCACCGAGACUCCAGCGUUUUUUCUUGCGCUUGAUGAGGUACGAUUUUCAGUUGCUUUACGUCCCGGGAAAAAACUUGAUCGUCCCCGACGUGCUAUCACGGGCCCAUGGAAAUAACUCAGAGUCCGCCCAUGUAGCCUGCAAUGACGUCGAAGUCCAUGCUAUCGAGACUCGCAAGAGCCUUGUUAGUGAAGCAACAGCAGCACGAAUAGCCCUUGAAACUGCGAAGGACUCCACACUGCGUAACAUUACGGAGCAACUGGAAAACCACCAACCCAUCAUGGGAGAGUUCAAUACAGUGCAGUCUGAACUGACCGUGGUUGAUGGACUUCUGUUCAAAGGCACGAAGGUUGUAGUACCGACAAGCAUGAGAUCAGAGAUGCUUCAGCGAAUUCAUGAUGGACACCUCGGUAUUAAUAAAUGCUUGAUAAGGGCUCGCCAGCUGGUAUUUUGGCCCGGUCUCAGCGGAGACAUAAAGUCACUGAUCAAACGAUGUGCCACCUGCCAGGAGUUCUCUUACCAGCAAGCCCAGGAGCCAUUAGUAAUGAGACAAGUACCCUCCCGUCCAUGGCAACGAAUUGGAGUCGACUUGUGCCAGUACGCCAGAAAGUAUUUUCUAGUUGCCUACGAUGCGUACUCGAACUUCCCGGAAGUUGAACAGCUAGACAACACGAAUGCACACACCGUGGUGGAAAAACUAGGAAGUAUAUUCGCACCGCACGGGAUUCCGUUGGAGAAAAAGGAGUUCAAGUGGCUAAACGCAUUCUACAGAAAUCCAUGA